AUGGGAGUGUGCGCCUCCAAACCAAAGACCGAUGAAAUCGACAUCGAAGAGCCUCCAAAGACGAUCAAGUCAGAAGAAGGAUCCGAUUCUCUGGAUCAGAAUUACUCGUUGAAUUCUUAUGCUGGCGUCUCAUCAGUUUUGGAUCAGAUGGAAGAGUCACUCACAAGGCAAAAAAUAAGUGCAUUGGAAUCGUUAGAAGCCUACAUUAAAGACGACAUUAACGCAAGAUCCUGCGAUUUGAUCGAAGGAGAAGCGCUAGAAUCGACAGCAAGUGUCGAAAUCAACCGAAUCAAUGACACAGUCGCCCGUCUUCGCCAAUCCAUCUCGACAUUGGAUUUGAUCAGCGAACCAGCGCUCGUCGCUAAUGCCAGUCCUUACGAGAAGCCGCUCUUUGCCUCGCCAUUUACAAACUCGGAGCUUUCGCUCGAAAGCAUCACCAGUGAUCUCGGAGGCUCAAUAAGCGCCAAAAGCCCCUCACACUUGAAAUAUCAGUUUCUUGUCGACAGCCGAGUGCCACCAACAUUGUCCCCUUUAUCAGCACGCAGCGCUACUAGGACUUCUUCGGAAGGAGAAAACUCGCAGCAGGAAGAGGCGGCGGAAAAAUUCCAAGCUUAUGGAAAUGUGCUAGAAGUCUGGAAAGAGUACGAAGGAGUUGAGCUCAACUGUAAAUCAUGGCUACAAGAAGCGGAAAUUCGACUUUCUGUUAUGGGAGCGCCAAGCACUGACUUGGCAACUUUGAAUGAGCAAAUUAUCGACGCUAAAACUGCGCGGCACGAUGCUGAUGGCCACAAAAACUCCUUCAAGCGACUGGAUCAAACUGCACGGGCGAUUGGUCGACUUGGGGACGAGCUUGUUUCUCAUCGAGACCAGCAACGCGUCUCCCGUCAAACUCAAAAACUGCGCCAAGGCUUCCAGGCCCUGUCGGAUAAAAUCGACAUGAAGGUGAAAGAACUAAUGGAGAUGGGCAACGAAUUGCAGCAACUCCAGGAGAAAAUCACAAACGCAAACAAUGAAGCAGAAGUCGCCGCGCGAGUCCUAAAGGAAGUUUCUCGAGCUGCAAGGGCUGAUAAAAACUUGCUAGAAGAACGACGAGAUAGGCUGAAACUCUCGCAGACGGAGAUCAAACGGGCAGAGCGUGAAAUCAAGGAGUCAGGGGAAAAAGCAGCGCUCAAGGUUUUGUCAAAAUGUGGCGAAGAAAACGCACGUGCAGUUCGAGAAAAGCUCGCAAGCGCUCAAAGACGAACAGAAGGCGUCGUCGAGGAUAUCGAAAAAGAAGAGCGAAAACUUUCAAGAAUGAUUGAGCUUCUAAGCGACUUCGAAAAUCACGCUGAUCACUUGGAGAAUGAAAUCCAAACAUUGCAAAAUCCAAAAGCCUGUGAAGUGAAACUCGGCAAUUUGCGCGAAUCGGCGUCUUACCUGCUCGAUUCCGGCAACUUCUCGGAUCACAGUCCCGUCACACUGAGGCUUGAUCGCUUGAAUCGUAUGCUGGCGAAUGCUUCGGAGCAGAGCAGAGAACGAAGGAAUGCACUUGAAAACGAAAAGCGACGGGAAACAGAGCGUGAGCGCGAGUUUGAAAAUGUCAAAAUCGAGCUCGGUCAAUUCGAUGUCGUUUCUAUUCAAAGCCUUGCGAAUCUGCCCGCUGACCUCAACAAGCUUGACAAUUUGAUAACAAAGUGGGAAAAUCUCGAGCCCAAGCUCGAGUACUUAGAAAGCACCUCUGAAAGUCCAAUUAUGCAGCCAGGCUCGACUGCUUCUCUUCGCAGAAGAAGCAGAACAAGAAGACAGGGCGGCACACUCCCGAGGAAUUCAGGAAGACUUUCUGGAGCGUCUGCUUCCGGUGUUGAAGGUUUGAGAUUGAAGUACGAGAGCAUUGGAGACAGACUAAUCAACACAAGAAACGUGGGCCAAAUACUUCUAGAGCAGCUUGAAGUGUGGCAUUCGAACCAGGUGAAAGCAGAACACAUCAUGAAAAAUCUGGCUGACUCGUCAUCUUUGAUAUCAGCGAUGGGAGACGUGGCGGAAGCCGUGCGUUCCGGCAAAGCUGUUAUCACUACAUGUCGCACCAAACUAGAUAACGAGCCCAAGGACCUUCCGAAAUUAGAGUCGGAAGUCGACCAACUCCAAAAACAAUUUAACGAUGUGCAACAGGAAAUCAUGGACGCGCGAUUGUCCAAGGAUCAAAAAUCAAAAGACAUUGAUCAUUGGCAGCAGCGCUUUUAA
Messenger RNA from Oikopleura dioica, 2220 nucleotides. NCBI's taxonomy places the organism in Eukaryota, Metazoa, Chordata, Appendicularia, Copelata, Oikopleuridae. The record is from the annotation of a GenBank genome assembly.